Molecule: messenger RNA, 846 nt
Organism: Octopus bimaculoides (California two-spot octopus)
Lineage: Eukaryota; Metazoa; Mollusca; Cephalopoda; Octopoda; Octopodidae
Source: RefSeq, a predicted model, not a curated record
AUGUCGUCCCACAUGUUACCUCCAUUCACUGGUGAUGCGACCUUAUGGUUCACUCAACUAGAAGCUCACUUUGAUGCAUAUGGAAUUUCUCCUUCGAAACAACUGCAAUUGCUCUAUUGUAGUUUGCCAACACAGCUUGCAACAUCUGCCAGAGAUCUAGUUACAUCCCCGAACCCAGACGCCACUUAUGCGUCUGUAAAGGCAGAAAUUUUGCGACGCAACAUUAAGUCUGCCGAAAGCAGAUUUAAUGAGCUGAUGGCUGAUGAAGAAUUAGGGGACAGGACACAUUCAGAGUUUUUACGCCACCUUAGGGAGUUGAGCGGUGAGUCGACUGACGCCCCACUCCUUCGUAAGAUUUUUUUCUCUCGUUUACCGUCUCACGUGCGUACAAUUUUGGCGACAGCACUUCACACCAACACGGUUGAUCAAGUCGCCACCAUGGCGGACAAGAUUCUUGAAUUUUCCACCCAGCCUGCACACGGCGCCUGUCUCUCUUCUGAGGCUUCAUCAAUUGCCUCACAUAAAUCCUCUCCCUCCUAUGAUGUUUUUGCUGACAAACUGGAAGAACUUACGCGUCGGGUGAAUGAUUUGUGCCGUUCUAAGCAGUCUUUUUCACACUCGCGUAGCAGAUCUCAUAGUCAUUCAACUUCUAGGACACAAUCUGGUAUGUGCUGGUAUCGUACGAAAUUCGCUGGAAAGUACGCAAGUACAUCCAGCCAUGCUCCUUUAAAGUUUCGGAAAACUUCCAAAGAAGAAAUUGAGCACAUCUGUUUCUACCUCAGCACCUACCUUUCAUCAUGCAAUUUUUGUCCAGGACCAAGUGUCAAAGAAGUCCUUCAUGAUUGA